AUGGCAACAGUCGACACUGCCGCGUUAGUGGCCAGCCACCCCGAUCAUCAGGGAAUGCUUCGUGGAUGUGUUAUCUUUCUCACAUUGCUUGGCUUGUUUUUUGUUGGUUUGCGACUAUGGGUACGAUUCUUCAAGAAACGAUCUCAUGGGUGGGAUGAUUAUUGGAUCAUUGCGGCAGCUGCAUCAAGCAUCGUGUCGCUCUCGCUGAGUAUGGCCAUGACGUCGCAUGGUUAUGGAAAUUCCAUGUACACACUGUCAGCUUCUGACAGGAUCAAUGCUCUAAAAUUCUCAAAUUUCUCCAUAUUUGUGAACGGUUUCAACAUGGCUUUCCUCAAGAUCAGUAUUGGGGCAGCCUUACUCCGUAUAGGUCUCGGCAAAACCAUGUAUGUGAUGAUCUGGGUUGCCAUCGUCCUGUCCAUUUUAUGCAACGCAAUGGUCAUCCCGGGGACUUUCUUCCAGUGCCGGCCGAUGGAAGCGAUCUGGAACAAAGGGCUACCAGUAGGAUCAUACACAUGCUGGUCAAAAUCAUUCAGCGUUGUGGCUUCGUAUAUACAGACAGCCGGCAACAUUGUGACAGAUUUGUUCUUCACCAUUGGACCUCUCAUCUACCUAUCAAAAAUCAAAGUAUCGGUAUACAACAAAUGGGCUCUUCGCGGCGUCUUCGUGCUCGGCCUGUCUGCCUCGGCAUGUGCGAUCGCCAAGUGCUGGGAGUUGCCCAAGCUGGCAACGACUCAAGACCCAACAUGGGACGGAGUGAACCUGACCAUCUGGGCGCGCGCCGAGUUCAACUCGGGCCUGAUCGGCGCCUGCGCACCGUCGCUAAAGUCCAUCUUCGAGCAAUUCCUCCACGACGUCGUCGGCAUCCGAUCGCUCAAGAGCUCGACGCCGUCCGGGACGCCCGGAUACGGCGGCUACGGGCCCGGCUCGUACAAAUUGUCGCGGAUGAGCCGGCACAACGGGCGCGCCCACGCCCAAAAGCUGCCUGGCGAGGAGGAAGAGGCCAUGCCCAGCCACCACCGGGGCCACUUCGUCUCCGCCACUGGGGGCAAGACGGCCACGGAUUCUGACAGCAUCGAAGAAGAGGAUCAGAAACACAUACUGAAGAACUCACACGCACGGAGCGUGGAUAUAGAGUCGAAUGGCAGCGAUGGCGGGUAUAGGAGCCCGAGUGGCGUUAGUGGCAAUAACUGGAUCACCAAAACGGUCGAGUACGGGGUUAAACCAGAUUCCAGUUCUAUCAACCAUGCUUCUUGA
Messenger RNA from Truncatella angustata, 1254 nucleotides. RefSeq lists its product as uncharacterized. The record is from RefSeq and is a predicted model, not a curated record. The transcript has 5 exons. Lineage: Eukaryota; Fungi; Ascomycota; Sordariomycetes; Amphisphaeriales; Sporocadaceae. Bases 1 to 1254 code for a protein of 417 amino acids.